GUUCAUACCGUUGCAGCUGUUGUAGAAAAGAGCUGCAAUUACUAACGUCAGUCUCGCUUGUCCACGCUACCUUUAGGUUCAAACAUGUCUCACACAAUUCUGCUGGUUCAGCCGACCAAAAGACCAGAAGGGAGAACGUACGCUGAUUAUGAGUCUGUCAAUGAGUGUAUGGAAGGAGUGUGUAAGAUGUAUGAGGAGCAUCUGAAAAGGAUGAACCCCAACAGCCCGUCCAUCACGUAUGACAUCAGCCAGCUGUUUGAUUUCAUUGAUGACCUGGCUGACCUCAGCUGUUUAGUGUACCGGGCUGACACACAGACAUACCAGCCUUACAACAAAGACUGGAUCAAAGAGAAGAUCUAUGUUCUGCUGAGACGCCAGGCCCAGCAGGCCGGGAAAUAGAUUGAAGGAAACAUUCUUGUGGGCUGCACUGAUAUAUAAUUUUUUUUUUUUUUUAAAUCCCUCUACCAAAAAUUUGGUCGUUUGAUUAGAGCUGCCCUGCAUCACUCGGCAAGCUAGCUGGAGCCAGCGAAGUGUUAAGACUCCCCUUGCUUGUAAACAUUAAAAGGUUCACAUAUGUAUACAUCCCCCCCCCCCUUCCCUCCAUGGUUGUUUUCAGAUUUAAUCCACAACGUUAUGAAAGUAGUUGAAAUGAAAACUUGUGUCCCCCAAGAGUUCAGUUUUUUGUGCGUUUUUUGUUUAUCUUAUGACUUUAUCCAGUUUUAUAAAAUGGAGGUAACUGUUAGGUGAUGUUUUGCUUUUGAGCAGUUUUUAUUUUAUUUUGUCAUUUAGUACAAUAAACACUUGAUUGAAAUUA
Messenger RNA from Neoarius graeffei (lesser salmon catfish), 814 nucleotides. It is a transcript of the gene erh, whose product is annotated as ERH mRNA splicing and mitosis factor. Lineage: Eukaryota; Metazoa; Chordata; Actinopteri; Siluriformes; Ariidae. Bases 85 to 399 code for a protein of 104 amino acids. The transcript is spliced from 4 exons. The record is from RefSeq and is a predicted model, not a curated record.